AUCCUCUUCCUAAUCUCUAUCCUUGCGACCUUCAACUCCGUACUCAAAUGGCGGCCUCUCUCCUCGCCUCAUCUCUCUCCCUCUCCCGCUCUCCACCCUUUCCCCUUCUCCUCCUCCUCAAAAAACCCUACCUCUCUCUCUCACUCUUCCCAAUCUCAUCUCCCUCCUCCUCCUCAAACCCUUCUCUUCUUCGCCUCCACACGCACCGCCACUCUCUCCCUCUCGCUCUCCGUCCCCGCUUCAAACCCUACUCUUCUUUCACCUCCGCUCACGACUCGCCCGAGAGGGCCUCCCUGGGCGGAGAGGAUGUGCUUGUUCUCGGCAUUGAGACGAGCUGCGACGACACCGCCGCCGCCGUGGUUAGAGGCAAUGGGGAGAUUCUUAGCCAAGUUGUAUCUUCCCAAGCAGAUUUGCUUGCACGGUAUGGGGGUGUUGCUCCAAAAAUGGCUGAAGAAGCACAUGCACUAGUUAUUGAUAAGGUUGUUCAACAAGCACUUGAUAACGCAAAUCUGACAGAGAAGGAGCUUUCUGCUGUUGCUGUAACUAUUGGACCAGGCUUAAGUCUCUGCCUCAGGGUUGGUGUUAGCAAGGCCAGAAGAAUAGCUGGAAUGUUCAGGUUGCCUAUAGUUGGUGUCCAUCAUAUGGAAGCUCAUGCAUUGGUUGCUAGGCUAGUCCAGAGAGACCUGCAGUUUCCUUUCUUGGGUCUUCUUAUUUCAGGUGGACACAACCUUCUCAUUCUCGCUCAAAGCCUUGGUAACUAUGUUCAACUUGGGACAACAAUAGAUGAUGCGAUUGGUGAGGCAUAUGACAAAACUGCAAGAUGGCUCGGCCUCGAUAUGAGAAAAGGUGGCGGCCCUGCUCUCGAAGAACUUGCUCGCGAAGGUGAUGCAAACUCGAUCAAGUUUUCAAUUCCUAUGAGGCAACAUAAGGAUUGCAAUUUCUCAUAUGCGGGUCUAAAGACUCAAGUUAGAAUGGCUAUUGAAUCAAGAAAUUUAUGCGUAGAUGAUGUACCUCUUUCUGCUGCAACUUUUGAUGACAGAAAAUUGAGGGCAGAUAUUGCUGCCUCUUUUCAGCGAGUUGCUGUAUUACAUUUGGAGGAGAGAUGUCAACGAGCAAUUGAAUGGGCAUUGAAGAUUGAACCUUCUAUUAAAUGUUUGGUAGUUUCAGGAGGUGUGGCAUCUAAUCAAUAUGUAAGAUGUCGUCUGAAUCAUAUUGUGGAAGAGAAUGGCCUAAAACUUGUUUGCCCUCCACCAAGCCUUUGCACUGACAAUGGAGUGAUGAUCGCUUGGACCGGAAUCGAACACUUCCGUUUAGGAAGAUAUGACCCUCCACCUCCUCCCGAUGAGGCUGAAGACGCCCAGCUUGACUUGCGCCCGAGGUGGCCUCUGGGCGAGGAAUACUCCGAAGGUAGAAGCGUAGCUCGCUCUCUCAAAAAAGCGCGCAUUCAUCCGUCGCUCACGUCUAUCAUCCGAGGCUCUGCCAUGCAGCAAAAGUAGUUCGACGACAGUGACAAAAUUUGACUAUACUGUAGGAUAGCACUCGACACUAAUCUUAAAGUAUCAUCAAGUUCUAUCCAACGGUGGCGAGUGGAGCAUCUCUGCAUCACCAUAUAAUUUUUGUAAUCUGUUGCAGUAAACAGCAAGUUAAAAAGCAUCCUUUUCCCCCUUUUUUGUCUGAUAAUUAUAUUCUCGUGUAUAAACUUUGUAGAUGCGUAGUUACAUGCAGUUUCGCUCACCUUAUUUCUAUAAAUUGUCAUGUUUAAACACAGGUGAUUGGAUCAUCGUGUUCUUUUUGUAUUUUUUAUUGUCUCUGAGUUAAAAAGAAAAACUAAAGUGUGAAUAUAAACAGCGUGAUUCAA
Molecule: messenger RNA, 1858 nt
Organism: Ananas comosus (pineapple)
Lineage: Eukaryota; Viridiplantae; Streptophyta; Magnoliopsida; Poales; Bromeliaceae
Product: probable tRNA N6-adenosine threonylcarbamoyltransferase, mitochondrial
Exons: 13
Coding region: 48-1496 (482 amino acids)
Biological process (GO): tRNA threonylcarbamoyladenosine modification
Cellular component (GO): mitochondrion
Source: RefSeq, a predicted model, not a curated record